CCCUCCCCCCCAUACCCACCCACACACCCACACACACGCCCACACACAGCCAUGCCCCCAACUUCCAGAGCUACCCGGACAAAGCCCAACAUCCUGAUCACCGGCACCCCGGGCACCGGUAAGACCACCCUCGCCGGGUUGGUCACCUCGGCUCUGCCGGACUACCAGCUGCUGGAGGUUGGCAAGGUGGUGGCCCAGCGGAACCUCCACUGCGGCCGCGACGAGUCCUUCGACACGCUGAUCCUCGAUGAGGACCUGCUGCUGGACGAGAUGGAGCUCAUCCUCGGUGGCGAUGACGCCGGCGGCCGCGGCGUCGAGCCCCAGCACGCGGCCCGCGGCGGAUCUGGCGGCUGGGUGGUUGACUACCACUCGUCCGAUCUCUUUCCCGAGCGCUGGUUCGAUAUGGUCAUUGUGCUGCGCUCCUCCACCUCCAUCCUGAACGAUCGCCUGGUGAUGCGCUCCUACUCGGAGAAGAAGAUCAGCGAGAACAUCAUGUGCGAGAUCAUGGACGUGUCUUUCAACGAGGCCCUGGAGGCCUACCAUCCCUCGCGUGUGCUGUCUCUCCCGAGCGACUCCAUCGAAGAGAUGUCCGACAAUGUCUCUCGCGUGGUCGAGUGGGCCGAGGCAUGGGAGCAGUCGAUGUCCACCCAUGGUGUUGAGGCCCGAAUCCACGUUGACAUCGACCCGAUCGGCGGUGAUGGCGACGGGUCCGGGGCCAUGGACUAAGGACACCCAAAGCAUGUGCCUCCCAUUACACAUGCGCGUCGGGGUGCCGACCCUGCCCCCCUCCUCCGUCCCUCCCCUUCGCGCGCUCCCUCUCUCUCUCUCUCUCU
Molecule: messenger RNA, 833 nt
Organism: Fonticula alba
Lineage: Eukaryota; Rotosphaerida; Fonticulaceae
Exons: 2
Coding region: 52-726 (224 amino acids)
Cellular component (GO): cytoplasm; nucleus
Molecular function (GO): ATP hydrolysis activity; AMP kinase activity; ATP binding
Source: RefSeq, a predicted model, not a curated record